AUGGUCCAGCACUUGAAAUACCAUCAUAAAUUAUACUACAAUACAGCCUCUAACAAAAUGAGACUGUCCCAAAUGCCUAUUAAUAGUACUGUUUACCUUUAUGCCAAGAAGCUUGGGAAAACACAAAAAUCCACAUCAAAUGCAUAUGAUGUAUGCAUAGGCUGACUUCGAAUUUGUACACUGAGACCCAAAGUUCUUACGAUGUUGUCUAAAACAGAACACCUUGUCAACAGGGCCUACGGUGUCUCCAAGUGUGGUAAAUGUGUUCAUGGUAGGAUCAAGCAUGACUUUCUCAUUAAGGAGCAAAAAAUCAUUGUGAAAAUGUUGAAGAUAAAAGCACAGAGUCAGAGAGCAAAAUAA
Molecule: messenger RNA, 360 nt
Organism: Talpa occidentalis (Iberian mole)
Lineage: Eukaryota; Metazoa; Chordata; Mammalia; Eulipotyphla; Talpidae
Product: 60S ribosomal protein L34-like
Biological process (GO): translation
Cellular component (GO): ribosome
Molecular function (GO): structural constituent of ribosome
Source: RefSeq, a predicted model, not a curated record